AUGAAGGUAGCUUGGCAACGAUUGAUCCGAUUCGUCUCAACUGACGGGCGUGUUUUGCGCGGAGAGCCCAUCCUCCCAACCCCCGACUUUGAUCUUGGAGAUACCACUGAAGAGACGAAACUUCAGGCGCGUGUCAUUGAGGGAGAUGACCUUUACGAUACAACUGGUGCCACUCGUGUUACAGAUGAAUUGGUCACAGUUAAGACUUUGUUAGGACCUCUUGUUGCUAGCGACGUAUCAAUUCUCAGAUGCGUGGGACUCAAUUAUGCUACACACAUUCGUGAGGCUGGACGCAAGCAACCGCCUUUUCCGUCCAUUUUCUUCAAGCCUUCAACAACAAUACAUGAUCAUGGAGUCAACGUGGUGAUCCCCAAAGUCGCCCAGGAUGACCAAGCAGACUACGAAGGAGAACUGGUCGUGGUUAUUGGGAAGGAUGCCAAGAACGUCAAGGAGAGUGAGGCCCUUGACUACGUCGCCGCUUACACAGCAGGCAAUGACAUCUCCUCUCGAAAAUGGCAGAGAGAUCCAAAUCUCGCAGGCGGAGUCCCGCAAUGGGGAUUCUCCAAGGGUUUCGACACCUUUGCGCCUCUAGGUCCCGCCCUGGUUUCAAGCUCUGUGAUAACAGCGCCCGAGAAACUCCAUCUACAGACUAUUGUGGACAAGGAAACCCGACAAGAUGCAGGACUGGAUGACCUCGUCUUUUCCAUUCCACGACUAAUUGCGCAUCUAUCCUCUGGAACUACACUGCAGAAAGGAAGUGUUAUCAUGACGGGCACUCCAGGAGGUGUUGGUGCUGGAUUGAAGCCGCCGAAGUACCUUGUACCUGGAACUCGGAUGGAGGUCAAGAUUACUCAGAUUGGUACUCUCAAGAACGGCGUUGAUUUUGAGUAG
Fusarium tjaetaba is the source of this 891-nucleotide messenger RNA. Its product is annotated as fumarylacetoacetate hydrolase. The transcript is spliced from 4 exons. Gene Ontology annotation, molecular function: catalytic activity. The record is from RefSeq and is a predicted model, not a curated record. Lineage: Eukaryota; Fungi; Ascomycota; Sordariomycetes; Hypocreales; Nectriaceae. The coding region runs from base 1 to 891 and encodes 296 amino acids.